This is a messenger RNA of Parascedosporium putredinis, 1248 nucleotides long. Lineage: Eukaryota; Fungi; Ascomycota; Sordariomycetes; Microascales; Microascaceae. The record is from the annotation of a GenBank genome assembly.
AUGUCGUGGAAAAAGACUGAGCGGCUGAUGGAAACCAUCAAGCACUAUGCAAGCUUCCCCGCCACGGGCGUGAGCUUACGCCAGAUGGUGCAGUUUGGCAAAGACCCCUCCGUCGGUACCCUCUUUCGAGCAUCGCAGUUUCUCUCUGAAGAGCUUCCCAUUCGACUUGCCCACAGAGUCCAGGAGCUGGAUAACCUACCCGAUGGCCUGGGCGAAAUGCCCUCCAUCAGGAGAGUCCAGGACUGCGAGACGAGAGAAAGACUCAUGAAACCGGCGAAACACGGCAAGAGCAAGUGGCUACCAGAGGCCACCCCCAAUCCUAGUUUACAAGAAGGUGAAUAUAUGAACUGGCCCAGUCAACGCCAGAACAGCAAUGCAUUUGGAACUGGGAAUGGAAACGGCAACGGGUGGUCAAGAAAAUACCACUCCGCCAGGAGGUAUUUCGCCGCUGUCGACGACACUGGUGGCAGCUGGCCACCGGAGCUUCACAUGUAUAAUCUCAAGUUUGGUGAGUGUCUGAACAAGAUCAAGAGGCGGCACGACGGCGUCGUCACGACCAUGGCGCAGGGCAUAGUCGAGUACAAACGUAAGAAGCAACGUCUCCAGAUCGACAACACCAUCCACGCCUUCUUAGAUCGGUUCUACAUGUCUCGUAUCGGCAUACGAAUGCUCAUCGGCCAGCAUAUCGCACUUACCUCACAAAGCCACUACCGGGACCCCACCUACGUCGGCAUCAUCUGUACCAAGACCAACGUUCACGAGCUCGCCCAGGAGGCCAUCGAGAAUGCCCGCUUCCUCGUCUGCAAUCCCAACCUCAACUUCAUGUACGUCCCCGGUCACUUGUCCCACAUGCUCUUCGAAACCCUCAAGAACUCCCUCCGUGCCGUCGUCGAAACCCACGGACAGGAUAAGCAGGAGUUUCCCGUCACCAAGGUCAUUGUGGCAGAAGGCAAGGAAGACAUCACGAUCAAGAUUUCAGACGAGGGCGGCGGUGUUGCUCGUAGCGCCAUCCCGCUCGUUUGGGGAUAUUCGUACACCACCGUCAACCAGACACCGAACCUCGAUCCCGACUUCGACAAGAGCGAUUUCAAAGCGCCCAUGGCCGGAUUUGGUUACGGAUUACCAAUCUCGCGAUUAUAUGCCCGAUAUUUCGGUGGUGACUUGAAGCUCAUCAGCAUGGAGGGCUACGGUACCGAUGUCUACCUACAUCUCAAUAGGCUGUCCAGCUCCUCCGAACCUCUGCCAUAA